Molecule: messenger RNA, 1811 nt
Organism: Salarias fasciatus (jewelled blenny)
Lineage: Eukaryota; Metazoa; Chordata; Actinopteri; Blenniiformes; Blenniidae
Gene: lctlb
Product: lactase-like b
Exons: 14
Coding region: 1-1755 (584 amino acids)
Biological process (GO): carbohydrate metabolic process
Molecular function (GO): hydrolase activity, hydrolyzing O-glycosyl compounds
Source: RefSeq, a predicted model, not a curated record
AUGCUGCCCAGCAGUGCAGUCGGUGUGUGCCAUGUGCUUGUGUUGGUGCUGUGUCUGUCUGCGGCUGAGGACUUCGACUGGGCAAAGAACGACCGCGGCUCCUUCUAUUAUGGCACUUUUCCAGCUGGAUUUUCGUGGGGUGCCGGAGGUUCAGCCUAUCAAACAGAAGGAGCCUGGGACACCGAUGGAAAAGGACUGAGCAUCUGGGACGUGUUCAGUCACAAGAAAGGCAAAGUCCAGCAAAAUGACACUGGGGAUUCGUCUUGUGAGGGCUACUACAAAGUCAAGGAUGACGUUUCUCUCAUGAAGGAGCUAAAGCUCAACCACUAUCGUUUCUCCAUCUCUUGGCCCAGACUCAUUCCCACCGGCAUAAAGUCUGACCACGUCAAUGAAAAAGGAAUUCAGUACUAUGAUCACCUGAUCGACCAUCUGCUGGAGAACAAAAUCACCCCCAUCGUCACUCUGUAUCACUGGGAUCUUCCACAGGUCUUGCAGGAGAAAUAUGGCGGCUGGCAAAACAUAAGCAUGGUGAAUCAUUUCAAUGAAUUUGCGAACCUGUGCUUUGAAAGAUUUGGCAAUCGGGUGAAAUACUGGAUCACAUUCAACAAUCCCUGGUCUGUAGCAGUUGAAGGCUAUGAGACGGGUGAACAUGCUCCUGGCCUGAAGCUGAGAGGAACGGGAGCUUAUAAAGCCGCACACCACAUGAUCAAGGCACAUGCUAAAGUGUGGCACACCUAUGAUACUCAAUGGAGAGCAAAGCAAAAAGGCCUGAUCGGCAUCUCUCUGUCGGGGGACUGGGGGGAGCCGGUGGACAUCAGUAACCAGAAGGACAUCGAAGCAGCUGAGAGAUACGUCCAGUUCUACCUGGGCUGGUUUGCCACACCUAUCUUUCACGGAGACUAUCCUCAAGUGAUGAAAGACUUUAUCGGAAGGAAAAGUGCCCAGCAGGGGCUCGGGACAUCUCGACUGCCUGCCUUUUCUCCACAAGAGAAGAGCUACAUGAAGGGCACCUGUGAUUUUCUGGGCAUCGGUCACUUCACCACACGCUACAUCACCCAGAAGAACAACCCGUCCGGCCGAAGCAGCAGCUACUUCACCGACAGGGACCUGGCCGAGCUGGUGGACCCGCGCUGGCCGGACCCCGGAUCCGAGUGGCUCUACUCCGUGCCGUGGGGCUUCAGACGUCUGCUCAAUUUUGUCAAGACUCAGUACGGAAACCCGAUGAUUUAUGUGACUGAGAACGGCGUCUCUGAGAAGAUGCUCUGCACGGAGCUGUGCGACGACUGGAGGAUACAUUAUUAUAAAGACUACAUCAAUGAGAUGCUAAAAGCCAUCAGAGACGGAGUGAACGUGAAGGGCUACACCGCCUGGUCCCUGCUGGACAAGUUUGAGUGGGACGAAGGCUACUCUGAGAGAUUCGGCCUGUACUACGUGGACUUCAGGAACAAAAACAAGCCGCGCUACCCCAAAGCGUCUGUCCAGUUUUACAAACGCAUCAUCAGUUCCAAUGGAUUUCCCAAUCAACGAGAGGUUGAAAACUGGAGAAGGAAGGCUGUUGAGACGUGUUCUUCUAGCAACCAGCUCCUGGCUGCAGAGGAACAGCGGAGUUCUGCUGCCAAUAUUCUAAGACUUAUUCAUGACCCUCUGACCAGCCACAUGGAGAUGGUAACCGAGAUCGUCGUUCCCACUGUGUGCACGCUGUCUAUUCUGCUCAGUGCCAUCUUCCUCAUGUUCCUACUGCGCAGGCGGAACUAGAAAGUGUGCAUGUUUACAAAUACAGGCAACACACACACACACACUUCUACAGGUGC